GGAUUCGUUCUAGCCGAGCUCGUUGAUCUCCUCAAAGACGUCGACUUCAAAGUGACCACAGAAGAGGCAGAUCGCAUUGAGAUUUCCCACCUCGAAUGGGCAAUUGAUAAGAGGAACUCCUUGUUUGCAGAAGCCGUCGGUGCACCAAAAAUUCCUUCAGUAUCGUGGGACGACGUUGGCGGCUUUGAGGAAACAAAAAGGCUCAUCAUCGAGAGCAUUGAGGCAAAUCUGCAAGGCUCUCGACUACAGAGGUCGGGCAUUAUGUUGUUCGGACCGCCUGGAUGUGGAAAAACGCUCAUCGCCAAGGGUCUGUUUUCUCGUUAUUCAUAUGGAUAUCACACAUAUGUGCGAAUUUUAGCUGUGGCAACGGAAUUCAAAAUCGCCUUUUUGAGCGUCAAAGGACCUGAGCUCCUAAACAUGUACGUUGGUCAAAGUGAAGAGAACGUGCGUAAAGGGAGUCUUAUUUUUGUCAGUUUUCUUUGA
This is a messenger RNA of Ostertagia ostertagi, 483 nucleotides long. Lineage: Eukaryota; Metazoa; Nematoda; Chromadorea; Rhabditida; Trichostrongylidae. The record is from the annotation of a GenBank genome assembly.